Molecule: messenger RNA, 2397 nt
Organism: Coregonus clupeaformis (lake whitefish)
Lineage: Eukaryota; Metazoa; Chordata; Actinopteri; Salmoniformes; Salmonidae
Product: ras-related protein Rab-18-B
Exons: 7
Coding region: 97-717 (206 amino acids)
Molecular function (GO): GTP binding; GTPase activity
Source: RefSeq, a predicted model, not a curated record
UGUUGUAAUGGUCAUAGCACCAAAGAUUGCACUGUCAACGUCAAACAAACGCCCCAAAAAACUGAUUAAAAGACAGCUUUAAAAAACUAAAGAAAUAUGGACGACGACGUGUUGACAACUUUGAAAAUAUUGAUAAUUGGUGAGAGUGGUGUCGGAAAGUCAAGUCUUCUCCUGAGAUUCACAGACGAUACUUUUGACCCAGAACUAGCAGCAACCAUAGGUGUGGAUUUCAAAGUCAAAACAAUUGCAGUGGAUGGGAACAGAGCCAAGCUUGCUAUUUGGGACACGGCAGGACAGGAGAGGUUCCGGACCCUGACGCCCAGCUACUAUCGUGGUGCACAGGGAGUCAUACUAGUGUACGAUGUCACUAAACGGGACACGUUCACGAGGCUGGAGAACUGGCUGAACGAACUGGAGACGUACUGCACACGGAAUGACCUCGUCAAAAUGCUGGUCGGGAACAAGAUUGAUAAGGAGGAAAACCGUGAAGUUGACAGAAACGAAGGCCUUAAGUUCGCAAGGAAACACUCCAUGCUUUUUAUUGAGGCCAGUGCUAAAACCAGGGAUGGUGUCCAGUGUGCCUUCGAGGAGCUGGUGGAGAAGAUUCUCCAGACCCCAGGGCUUUGGGAAAGCGACACCCAGCCCCGGGGCGUCCAACUGGGGGACAAGGAGCAGCGCGGGGCGGGGAGCUGUGGAGGAUACUGCUCCGUACUGUAAACUGGAACCAACCCAAACGGCAUACUGGAAACCAGAAACUGAGAAGAAUAUUAAGAGUCCGUUAAUACCGUGUGGGUUCUGAGACACGACAAGGUAUCAUCUGUACCUUCUGAGGUCUUGGUCCAAAAGGGACUUUGCAGUUUGCACACUUCCUGUACCGCCAGUCAGUUGUCACAGUGCAUUACGUCGUGUUGAAAACAUGGUCGAUAUUCAUCAUGUAUAAAAUAUCACGCUAAAUGAGGUUCAUUGUUUUAUCUAUCAAGUUUGUUGUUAACCACACCAAGUCACAUAUACGUCUUGUCAAACACAUCAUGGUGAAAUGGUGAUUUUCCUCUCUACAAUAUAAUAUUGUAUACAUUCGGCUACACGUUUAUGCAAUACAGUAUGAAUAUGAUCACUACAUCAUGUCAAAUAACUACCAAGUUAUACCGCAAAUACCUUUUUGCUAUUUAUGUCAAGUCCUCUGCUUGAUGAGUAGAUCUGCAUGCCUUAACCAUGGUUACCAUAGGACCAAUAGAUGAAGGGAGUGAGGGUUCAGAACUUUCACACGCCUUCAUUUAGUCUUAGCUAGUGUUUAUAGGCCUAUAGCCCCCCCCCGUAAGCAGUUCAUAACAGCUGACAUAGGCGUUCAUCACCACACAUUGUGCUCCUAAAGAAAAUAUGUCACGUAAUAUAUUUUAUUAAACUUCCAUUUAACAUGGAAGGCAUGUGUACGCUUCGCAGUUGGUUUUACCAAUGUAUCCCACUGGUUGACAACAAUUAUCAUUUUUAUCCCCUUCCAUUUUAUUUACUUGGUAAUUUCUCUAUUCCAAGCUGCUAAAUAUUUAUAGGAUAAUUUUUUUCCACUUUUUAGUUCCUGAUGUGGGAAGCUAAUUUUAAACGCUGUUGAAUAUUGCCGAUUUUUAAUACGGGGUUGCGCGCUACAUGCAAUGUAAUACGUCUUGGCAAGCGCUGUCCAUGUAGCUGCAGUGUUCGUAUAGCCUAGUGAUGUGCAUGUUCAUAGCUGUCACUGGCUCAAAUGUUGAAGGGGGAAAAAAAAGUUACAUCGUGUUUAUUAUUAAAGCUGUUGCGAUUUAUAAAGGCUUUUUCUUUAAUUCACCAAAGCUUGGUUUCAUUCUGACCUAGCUGGUCCUUCAAUCAAGCCUUCUUAUUAAAUAAUGGUCAUCAGUUCAAGCACGCUUAGGAAUGUUCAUUGGAUCCUGUGGUCUGGAAAAGUGAUGAAUUACGUGGAUCAGUCCAACAGGUUUCUCUCCUCCAGCCUGUUCGACAGAGAUGUUUAUGUAUUCCCUUGUCUCCUGCCUAGUUAAAUGGUCCACUCCAUCAGUUAUUACACACCCGAGUCAUGUCACACCACAUACGUACAUGCACAAACUCGUUGUCAAGACAGAUUUGAGUCUUGGGGCAUUAUAUAUGUAGCAAGAUAUACAGUAUGUUGGUUGCAUGUUUGCUAUUUGUUUCCCAAAUUUUUUUGGUUUUGAAUUUGAAAUAAUUAUCCUCUUAUUUGUUGUAUUUUCAAUUUUUGUCUGACCUUUUUUAAGUAGGCGUGUUUGCUAUCCAAGAAUCCCCUUAUGAAUAUCUAUGCCUUAACAUUCAAAUGACACUUGUAAGUGGUGUUGUGCUCAGUCAUAACAUGGAUAUUUGUAUUAUUUCAAACUGAAAUAAAAGACAAUCUGAAGAAGA